AUGCGGGUUUGGAGAUUGUUUCUGGGCGCUGCAGUAGCGUCUGCGGCGUAUGUUCCUGGGAAGGCUUUUGAUCGCUUUAUUACGAUAUGGUUGGAGAAUCAGGAUUUCACUGCAGUAGAGAAGAAUGCGGAUAUCCAGGCGUUGGCGAAGGAGGGCGUUAUGCUGACGCAGUACUAUGGACUCACGCAUCCAAGUCAACCGAAUUACAUUGCUUCGAUAGGAGGAGAUUAUUUUGGGCUGAACCAUGAUGGUUUUGUGAGGAUACCACAGAAUGUGUCGACGUUGGUGGAUUUGUUGGAUACACAGAAUAUUGCCUGGAGGGGGUAUUUUGAGGGUCUGCCAGGCCCCGGGUAUAUGUUCGCGGGCUCUACGGCGUUGAAUGGCAAUGGGUGGGACUAUGUGAGGAAACAUAAUCCUUUCGCAUCGUAUGACAGUAUCAAUCUCAAUGGCACGCGACUAGCCAAUCUCCUAAGUUUUGACGACUUCGAUCGCGAUGUCAAGGCGAAUACACUACCUCAAUACAUGCAUCUCUCCCCAGAUAUGCUGAACGAUGGGCACAAUACAACCCUAGAAUACGCAGCAACCUGGUCUCGAACAUUCCUCGAACCCCUACUCAAUAAUCCUCAGUUCAUGGAGAAAACGCUCAUCCUUCUCACCUACGACGAGAGCGCAACCUACCCUAUCCCCAACCGAAUCGUCUCUCUCCUCCUCGGCGGCGCAAUCCCCGAGAAUCUCAAAGGCACAAGAGACGAUACAGUCUACACCCACUACUCCAUCCUCUCCACCCUCGAAAACAACUGGAAUCUGCCCAACCUCGGCCGUUACGAUGUAGGCGCCAACGUAUUUUCAUUUGUAGCUUCGCAAACUGGCUAUACACGAAACCACUCCCCGUCGAAUUUCGCAAAUGCGAAUAACUCCCUCUCCUAUGGUGGGUUCUUGAACACCGAUCCAGCCAAAUACAAAAGGAUACCGUCUCCGAAUCUACAAUUAGUUGGAGCGGGAGGUCAAGGUGUGGAGAGGAUGGUAGGAAUUUCGUGGGCGCAACAUGCGGAUGAGAUGACGCCUUAUGAUGGGAGUGGAGAUCUUGCGGAUGGUGGGGAUGGGGUUUCGAGUCCGAAUGAGCCGAUUUAUAAGGUUCAGGCGCCGGCUGUGACAUAAGAGCUUAGGGGAAGAUGUAGCAUAGAAGGUCAUUUGAGCGUGGCGUUCGGUUUCCUUUGAAAUUGUUGGAUUUGGUGGUUAGAUACCAAUGCAUUACUUGUAAACAUAAAGGGCUGUCUUGGUUGAUGAAUGCGUUUGGCUUGACUACUAUGUGUUUCACCAUGCACCGGGAAUACAUGAGCCAAGGGCUGACCGAGCUUUGGGACAAUCCAGUUGACUGCGCCGGGGACGCUGAUUGUGCUAGUCGCGCUGGGUGCGCUGGAUGCGCUGAUUGCGCUGAUUGCGCAUUCAGCGUGGACGCCGCUAACUCCAAAUCUCAAAAAUCUCACCUCACCCAACCUC
This is a messenger RNA of Mollisia scopiformis, 1500 nucleotides long. Its product is annotated as phosphoesterase-domain-containing protein. The record is from RefSeq and is a predicted model, not a curated record. Gene Ontology annotation, molecular function: hydrolase activity, acting on ester bonds. NCBI's taxonomy places the organism in Eukaryota, Fungi, Ascomycota, Leotiomycetes, Helotiales, Mollisiaceae. Gene Ontology annotation, biological process: phospholipid catabolic process. The coding region runs from base 1 to 1158 and encodes 385 amino acids. The transcript has 3 exons.